Messenger RNA from Durusdinium trenchii, 405 nucleotides. NCBI's taxonomy places the organism in Eukaryota, Dinophyceae, Suessiales, Symbiodiniaceae. The record is from the annotation of a GenBank genome assembly.
AUGGACAGCGAACCAAUCAUGGAGAACCUCAGGGCGAUACAGAACCACAAGCAUUUUGGCCUGAAAGAGGGCCAAAUUACCGACAAGAUACAAGUGGAGGAUGGUCUCAAGUACUUAAGCCGUGGCAACCGGGUGCUGCAGUACAAGCUUCUACUACAUGACCAAGCACCCGGGCAUGGCCAAUUGCUAUGGUGUGUCCAAGCAAAAUCAGUGAAGGAGGAACUCAUCGAAGUCUUCCCCCACGGCUUUUUCCUUUGGGGUCUCCAUUUCAGGACAUUGAGAGAAUUGAUCGAAUGGUUCAAAGAGACCGGAUGGCGAAACCGGGACAAGUGCAGAAAGGAUUUCCGUGAGGAGCCUGGACUCACUUGCUUUAACACAGAGCGUUUGCGGAUGUUUGCGGCAUAA